AAAUUCCGGCUUUCAUUAUAUUGUUGAAGAAAAAAAUGGAAAAAAUAAUAUAACCGCGUCUUCGUCAAAAUGGAUAAACUGAAGCCCAUUAGAAGAUGUAAUUUGAUUCUCCUCUUUGCUUUGAUUUUCAUUUUCUUCUGUCCCUUGGCCGAUGGUGUCAAUUGGAACAGCCGAAAACUUUGCGAUUGGGAUGGCCUCAUGAGGUGCCAGGACUGCAAAAACGAAGAAAACAAAUGUUUCUGCAAUUCCACGCAAUUAGACACCGAACUGCACUGCAAAGACGGCAAACUGACGUAUUUUGAUGCUAGAAAUGGCGAGCCACUCUGUCCACCAAUGGGAUCUAAAAAAUUAAACAUUUCCUCUUGCGAUAAUGGCACUGAAGGAUUUCAGUUUAGAAAGGAAUUUUGCGACACGCUUGCUGAUGAGUGGAUAGAAAAACUGAAAGAAAUAACGAUACAUGCACAUCUGGAUCACAAAGGGAAUAGAAGCAACGCUACUUUGUGUCCAAUUGACCUAAAUAAAUGUCAUCCUUGUAAAUCUUCAAAUGAGCAAUGCUUCUGCCCCUCAUUGAAUGAAACGAUUGAAAUUGCUUGCAACCCGGUUGGGAAUUUUUUGAACUUGUUUGAUGGUAAAACUGGCGGUCCCCUGUGUCCAAAAUAUAAGAUUAUCAACCAAUCAGAGUGUUUUGUUGAAAACUCAACCAUCACCGGCCGCCUUGAACUAUGCGAGCCGUACUUUCUGGCCAAAUCAAAAACGACAGAAAAUACCGAAAAAGCCACUUCGUCCCCUGAUUCCACAACAGUGACGGAAAGAACAAUCGCCCAAUCGACUACCACAAGUUUUGAAAUUUCGACAAAAAACACUUUGGGGACUCAAAAAACCUCUCCUAUGCGAGAAUCAACAACUUUGAUGAGCACGAAAAUAACCGCCCAAUCGAGUACCUCAGGAAAUGAAGCAAAUUUUGCGGGAUCCACGUUCACUUUUAGCACCUCUUUUGAAACCUCAACAAUUACCGAGCAAGUCACCGACGAAACUGAAAUUUCCAGCACACCUGUUGCUGAAACAAAAGACGAUUCAAAAAUUAUGAGCGAUUGGCAGCAAAUAAUAACUUUCGGAAAGUACAUUUUGAUGGUCGUUGUAAUUUUGGUUGCACUGAUUUGUCUGUGCGUCGAGGCCGCAAAGCGCCGAAAGUCAAGCGGCGUGAGAAAAAGCAUCGAACCGCUGAGAGAGGAUCUCUGGAUUUCGCGUCCACAAAACCCACAACAAGAAGAGAUAGAAAUGAUUCAGAAUGUUGGCUACGUCGCCUUUAACGCAAAAAAUGAGAGGUCGGCAAAUAGGCAAGAACCAAUUUAUCACACAAUUCAGGAAAAGUAACAUAAUUAUAGGUGAUAAUGUUUUGUAUUUAUAUUUUCCUUUUACUAUUCAAUUAUUCUUUAAAAUAAAGCAUUUUUUUUUUUAAAUAAAGAACUUUUUUAAAUUUUGUAAAAUAUUGAUCCAAUAGUUUUGUUUUUUAGUUCUUUAUUUCUUCCAAAGGAAGCUGGAUAUUUUUAUUUAUUUUAUUGAAUUAAAUAAACCCAGAAGGAAAUGAUAACAAUAUUAUAAUUUAUUUAAUCUAAUAGUGUAAUAGUUCUAUCUAUAUGUAAAAAAAAUUUUAAUAUAAAUAUUCAAAUUUGUACAAAAUAAAAUCAACCAAAUGGCUGAAAAUGUCAUUAAAUUAGCCAUUUUGUUAAUAGAAAAAUAAAACGGAGUAGAAAAUCCUGCAUGUAAAAUUAACUAACAAUUAUAAUAAUUUGUGCUAUGAUUUUUUUUGUUUUAUUUAAGCAAUAUAUGUAUGACUUUUG
Neocloeon triangulifer is the source of this 1841-nucleotide messenger RNA. RefSeq lists its product as uncharacterized. NCBI's taxonomy places the organism in Eukaryota, Metazoa, Arthropoda, Insecta, Ephemeroptera, Baetidae. The transcript is spliced from 5 exons. The coding region runs from base 70 to 1374 and encodes 434 amino acids. The record is from RefSeq and is a predicted model, not a curated record.